AUGGGUCGUUAUUGUGAUACCCUUCGCAAGCAGUUCAUCAUUGGGUCUCUUAGGCCCAUGUCUAGCUUUGACUGGGCAGAGGAUGUUGAGGAGGCUCUCGAGCAACAGUAUGAGCGUUUGAAAUCUAACACCAGUUCCGCCUCGAGUUCUAGGGCGGGCAAUAGACCCGAAAAACAUGGCGAUACUAAUACCCCCAUCUCUUCUCAGCUAGGAACUAACAUCUCCCCGGUAGAACCAGCCUCGGGACCAAGUAGACCUACUGUGAGCGCUUCACCCCAUGUCAGAGAAGAUCAUGAGAACGACCUAUAUUAUAGCAAUGAGUACAACAACGAGGCUGCACAGAUGAAAACUGAACUUGACGAAGAGUUUAUAUUUCGCGAAUCUUGUAUGGCCCAUGACGAAGAAAGACAUAUACACCAUUUCAACUGGCUCGGUUACCCGAUCUAUGAAUCCAGUGGGACGCCUCCAGCGAUCUCCCUUCUUUUCCAAUUGACAGAUCCAAAGAUACCCAAGCCCAGAGAUGAGCUUCGCUUUCAAUCUAUCUUUGCGAGGGCCUUGAUGUUCAUCGACCCAGUUAUUGUUGGCCUCGAGAAAGGUAUGCAGGAUCUGGACCGUGAAGGCUUCAAUCUCGUUCGAUGGGCUACUGGCCGCGUUUCCAGAUUCUAUACCUUACAUGGCCGAUGGAAGGAAGAUCGAUUUGAAUGGGAGGAAUGCAGGAUCCCAGAUACGGGGAUUAUCGAACACUAUCAAAGUAGAUCUGUGGCCUGCGGCAACGGCUUCAUUAGCCUUUGCAACAUACGAUCAAGGCACCAGUGGGGAGCUCACAAGGCUCAGCUUGAAGAUAAAUAUGAAAAAGCUUGCCGCAACGCAGCAGAGAAUUUCUACCGAAAGAGACAACACAGGGCCUAUAAGCCUUCUUUGCUGAGGCAGUCCAUGAACCUGGGAGAUUUGGAAUGGCCUGCAGACAAUCGUAUAGAGCCGCUCAGCGAUAGCUCAAUCCAUGAGCGAGAUCACGAUACGCUCUCCGAUGUCUUUCUUGAGAAUAGCGACGAAGAAAGUUGCGAUGGGCGAUGUAGAGAAGCGGAUGCCAACGACCGUAGAAAAGGAAAACAACGAACAAAAACCCAGCGUUUCGAAGCCCAUACCACACCUGAUCAGGUUGCUGACACUAUAGAUAUUAUAGAGACUUACGAAGACUGGCCGGGUUUUAUCAACCCCCAGCAUGCAACGGAUUCAACCGACACCUGGGAAGCCCUCAGCAGGACGCCGGGUGGCGGUCGAAAGAAAGCCUCUCUUAAGAAGACCCGCCUUCAACGCUGGAAGUAUAAUCUAAGUUCUUGGAAACUGGGCUUGAAGAUAAAGAUUGCCAACCGCCGUCGGUUAUUAUACAUCAAGGCUCAGAAUAUGUUCGGACCAAGGGGGUUCAAGCGUUACUACUGA
This is a messenger RNA of Aspergillus bombycis, 1440 nucleotides long. RefSeq lists its product as uncharacterized. The coding region runs from base 1 to 1440 and encodes 479 amino acids. The record is from RefSeq and is a predicted model, not a curated record. The transcript has 4 exons. Lineage: Eukaryota; Fungi; Ascomycota; Eurotiomycetes; Eurotiales; Aspergillaceae.